Clonostachys byssicola is the source of this 657-nucleotide messenger RNA. The record is from the annotation of a GenBank genome assembly. Lineage: Eukaryota; Fungi; Ascomycota; Sordariomycetes; Hypocreales; Bionectriaceae.
AUGGUGUAUCUUGUCAGUAUUCCAAGCCUAUCUGCAAGUAAGGGCUUAAUCAACGCAAAAACCGGAAGGACUCACUUUAUCUCAACGAUACUCGAAAAGGAGCCCAGCACCAUCUAUAACCCGCAUUUUUCCUCUUCAAGCAAUGGUGAAACUGUGAACGACCAGGCUUGGCACCCUAUCGAGGAGAAGGGGCAAGAUGAGGAUGAUUCUGAUCGAUUAUUCCACAUUGUUACACCAAACCCUAGGGAGUACUCCCCAGUCACGCAUCAUGAAACCGAAGAGUCCUAUUACUUUCUCAAGCUUGGGCGCGGACGCGAUUACGAUGAUUAUCAAGAAGCCGGGAGUCACAAUCCUGUAAUUUCCAUUGUGGUUGGAGAAAUCCCACAGGCAGAUGAUGAUGAGGAGCAGGAGGAGGAGGAAGGAAGACCCGAUCCGAAUGAAUGGUACAAAGUUAUACCAAAAUCCGAAGAUGAACUUGAGGAGGAGUAUGAGGAAUCCGAGACUCCAGAGGCCUGGACUCACGAUGACCUGCGCUUGAACCUCAUUGCACAGCAGAGAGCUCUUGUAAAUGAGGAAAACGAGGAGUAUGAGCAGCUGAUGCAACAACUGCUAGAAAUGUGUAAUAUCCGGCAGGAGACCGACAUUGAUCGUCAGUAG